AUGACGGACGCACGUAACAUAGAUGAUGCUGAAAUAGCCCGUCAAGAAGCACUUAAUGAUAAGAUGAUGGAAGCGGCAGAAAAAGUAAUGAAUGCCAACCUUCCCAAGCUAGCUCAAGAAGUUGAGAGCCGAGUUUUAGGGAUUGUUGAUGAGAUGAUGGCUAGCAAGAUUGAGGAGUUAAAGGAAAUGAUCGAAGGAUCCAGAACUAGAAGGGAGGUGGAUCCAAUAAAGUGUCAAAGAUGGAUAGCCAACGUUGAAGCUGUAUUUGUGCGUAGUCGAUGUGAGAAGGAAGAUCAAGUAAUGUUUGCUACGGGUCAACUUCAGCAACAAGCCAAGGAUUGGUGGGAUACAAAAUGUAAAGAGAUAGGGGAAGAAGGACUCCAAACUUUAACAUGGCAAGAGUUCAAAGAAUUGUUCCUGAAACAUCAUUGCCCGCAAUCGGCAAUUGAUAGAAUACAAGAUGAGUUCUUGCAUCUUCGUCAACAGAAUGAGUCUAUUGAUGAAAUUACCAAUAUAUUCUACGAUAAGUUGAAGUUUUGUGAUGAUUUCGUCAAAUCUGAAAGGAUGAAGAUCAAUCGGUACUAUGGAAUGUUGAAGGCUGAGUAUAGGGAGUUCAUUACUCCUUCAAAGUGUGAAACUUUGGGUGAACUCAUCAAUCUAGCUCGGGAUAGAGAGAUAGAACUGAAGCGACAAGUGGAAAGAGGAGAGAAACGGCCUGCUGAAAAGCCAUCAACUACGAGCCCCUCCAAGAAGCCUAAGCAACACGACACUAGAAGUAAAGGAGGAUCAAAAAGUAGUAUUCCCCCAUGCAAAACUUGUGGAAAGCUUCACACCGGAGAAUGUUUAAUGGGAAAGAAAGGGUGCUACAACUGUGGUCAGGAGGGACAUCCUUACUUUAAGUGCCCUAGUCCCGUGAGGACGUGUUUCAAUUGUUUCACUCCCGGUCAUGUAAAAGCUGACUGUCCAAAGCUUAAACAACAAGGGCAGAAGGAUGAAAAGAAGAAUGAAAAUCAGAAGGCUCGGGGAAGAAUGUUUUAG
Molecule: messenger RNA, 1038 nt
Organism: Helianthus annuus (common sunflower)
Lineage: Eukaryota; Viridiplantae; Streptophyta; Magnoliopsida; Asterales; Asteraceae
Exons: 2
Coding region: 1-1038 (345 amino acids)
Molecular function (GO): nucleic acid binding; zinc ion binding
Source: RefSeq, a predicted model, not a curated record